UUUUUUUGUAGGAAAACAUAUCAGUGCACACUGCAGGCACUUUUUUUUUAAUAACAAAUGAACUUUUGUCCACAAAUAAUUAAUCCAGACUUGUUCUGGUUAGAAAAAGCCUAUUAAAUUUUAGUAAUACAUACCAAUAAAAAUGUAAGCUACAAAAAUGUUUCCUCGAUCUAAUUUGUAUUCUAAGUUAAAAUGUGUUGUCAUCGUGUUGCUUUUUAUUUUUCUUAUCGAUUACUUUGGUAUCCUAACUCAUAUGUUUGAAUUGGAUUACUAUCGACUCUUUAAUUAUCCACUCGAUGGAGAUAUUCUACAAUACUCACAUCGCGUACGAUUCCACCAAGAAGUAGAAGUAAAACCAAUCAAUUUUUACAACUACACAUUCCUCGAGAAAUGCCAUCAAAAAUGCGUAGAAGAUGGAGGUUCUCCCAUAUCGCCAAAAAUUACAUUUAUAGUUAAAUCAGCAAUGCCGAAUUUUGAGCGACGACAAGCUAUACGGCAAACUUGGGGUUACGAAACACGCUUCUCUGAUGUUAUUAUUCGGACAGUUUUUAUGUUGGGUGUUUCCAAUAACCAAGAACUGCAAAAACAUAUCAAAACCGAGUCUCUGCAGUAUAAUGAUAUAGUACAAUCUAACUUUGAGGACACCUACUUUAACAAUACGAUAAAAACAAUGAUGGGUUUCAGGUGGGCCGUCGAAGUCUGUCCCACGAGCAAAUUCUACUUGUUUGUGGAUGAUGAUUAUUAUGUGUCACCUAAGAAUGCUCUGCGAUUUGUUGAGAAUCCAGAAAGUUAUCCACGAAAUAUAGACGAGGCCGAUGAAACCCUUCGGAAACUGGGUAACCGGUUUAAAAAUAGAUUAUAUUUCAAUAAAUUCCCAGAAGCCAUGGCCCAGCAGGGGCUAACGGAUAGGAGAAUUCUGGCUCAUCUUCAUAGUAAUUUCUAUGAAGAUUCAGAGAGUCCAGCAGUUAAUGCCAACCCCGAGGAAGAAUAUAAAAAGCAAAGUGCACUGCUUAGUGAUGGCCAUAACGAUAAGCUUUUUGCUGGUUUUGUGUUUAAAUCGUCGCCUCAUAGACACAAAUCUAGUAAAUGGUAUGUUAGCUUGGCCGAAUACCCAUUCCAUAUGUGGCCGCCGUAUGUUACGGCUGGAGCUUUCAUAUUGUCACGUGAGGCACUCUUUGAAAUGUAUUUCGCUAGUAUGUAUGUGCAGCAUUUCCGAUUCGAUGAUGUCUAUUUGGGUCUAGUUGCUUUGAAGGCGAAAAUUGAAUUGCAUCAUUGUGAGGAGUUCUAUUUCCAUAGACCAACGUAUUCGGGUCCCUACAGCUAUCGAUAUGUUGUGGCGACGCAUGGAUUCGAAGAUUCCAAAGAACUGAUUAAGACUUGGACCGAAUGUAGAUCGGCUGGUCACGCUUAAAUCGCUCUGUAUUGAGAACAACCAAAAAUUAUUUAUGUAUAGGAUAUUAAAUGAAAUUGUUAAUAAACAUACUUUUGAAAUUUGAAAAAAAA
Episyrphus balteatus (marmalade hoverfly) is the source of this 1503-nucleotide messenger RNA. RefSeq names its product beta-1,3-galactosyltransferase brn. NCBI's taxonomy places the organism in Eukaryota, Metazoa, Arthropoda, Insecta, Diptera, Syrphidae. The record is from RefSeq and is a predicted model, not a curated record. The transcript has a single exon. Gene Ontology annotation, cellular component: membrane. Bases 158 to 1411 code for a protein of 417 amino acids. Gene Ontology annotation, molecular function: UDP-glycosyltransferase activity; hexosyltransferase activity.